This is a messenger RNA of Panicum hallii, 817 nucleotides long. RefSeq lists its product as uncharacterized. The coding region runs from base 54 to 539 and encodes 161 amino acids. Gene Ontology annotation, biological process: regulation of DNA-templated transcription. The record is from RefSeq and is a predicted model, not a curated record. Gene Ontology annotation, cellular component: nucleus. Lineage: Eukaryota; Viridiplantae; Streptophyta; Magnoliopsida; Poales; Poaceae. Gene Ontology annotation, molecular function: DNA-binding transcription factor activity; sequence-specific DNA binding. The transcript has 4 exons.
UCGGAGUACGUAGUAGUGCUGCGAAAUUGAGGGCGGAGAGAGCCGCCCGGCAGAUGAUGUCGAGGGAGCGCAAGAAAGCAGCAGCAGCCGGUCUACAUGAGAAGCUGCAGAUCCUGCGAUCCAUCACUCACUCCCGAGCGCUGAGCGAUACUUCCAUAAUCUUGGACUCGUCGGAGUACAUCAAGGAGCUGAAGCAGAAGGUCGUCAGGCUCAAACAGGAGAUCGCGUGUGAAGAAGCAGGCGCGCUGAACCACAACUCCUCCCCGACGACGGUCACCGUGGAAACCCUAGGGCACGGGUUCGUCGUCAGCGUGUUCUCUGACAAGAGCUGCCCCGGGCUGCUUGUUUCCAUCCUCGAAGCGUUUGAUGAGCUGGGCCUGAGCGUACUCGAAGCCACGGCGUCUUGUGCAGACACAUUCCGCCUCGAGGCUGUUGGGGGAGAGAGCCAGGUGGAGAAUGUGGAUGAGCAUGUCGUCAAACAAGCCGUGCUCCGGGCCGUCAGGAACUGCUCGGAAGGCGGUCGCCAACAAGAUGAGUAGCGCAUGCAAGGGCCUGGAGUUGCAAUAUAAUUAAUACUUACCGCCAUCACCGUAGACCAUGUCAGCACGCAUGAUCGGUUAUGCGGCCAUUGCCCAUCCCGUGACUAGUCCCUCUAUUGAUAUCAUCUGAAGAAACAAGAGUCUUCAGAAACCUGCAGCAGUUUCCUCGAUCUGUGUACUAUUAGUUGGGCAUUAUGUGUAUGCCGUCCCUCCUUCUGUUGAUCAUGACAAUAUUUGAUCGUGUUUUCCCCUCUAUAUAUGACUAAUGGUGAAGCCAA